This is a messenger RNA of Nomascus leucogenys (northern white-cheeked gibbon), 2832 nucleotides long. RefSeq names its product bile acid-CoA:amino acid N-acyltransferase (gene BAAT). NCBI's taxonomy places the organism in Eukaryota, Metazoa, Chordata, Mammalia, Primates, Hylobatidae. Gene Ontology annotation, biological process: acyl-CoA metabolic process; fatty acid metabolic process. The record is from RefSeq and is a predicted model, not a curated record. Gene Ontology annotation, molecular function: fatty acyl-CoA hydrolase activity. Gene Ontology annotation, cellular component: peroxisome.
GUUUCUGCAUUAGCUCACUUAGGGAAAUGGCCUUUAGCUGCAUCCAUGUUGCUGCAAAGGACAUGGUUUCAUUUUUUCAUGGCUGUAUGGUAUUCCUAUUCCAUGAUCCCUCUAUUUUUUUAUGUUCUGUUGCAGAUAAACUCUUGGAUGCAAGGCAUUCUGUUUCCAGGAUGUGGGGAAGGGAUUAGCGUGAAGUCAAAUGUCUCAUAUAUAUAUAGACGUUCAAUAAAUAACCAUAUUUUCAAACCCACAUCUUAUUUUUAUCCUCCAUUGUACCUGAUGUUUUUAAAGGUUCUGUAUAACAGAUUAUACAGAAUGUUAUCUUCCUAGAUGUAUUGAUACCAUUCAUGCAUAUUUUGGCUGCUACUUCUUUAACACUGGUUCAUUAUUGUUAUAAAAUUUGUCAGCUUGCUUACUGUCUUCUAGAAAUUUGUUGAAAACUCUCAGGUGUCCUGUACUAGAAGACUAUAUCAGGAAGUUUCUAAAGAACUAGAGGGUUAGAACUGACUCCUAAGUGGUCUGAAUGCUGAUUCAAUUCACCUUUCAUCAACCCUUAUCUCUACUGUAUUUUACUGCUCCUCUUUCUUUCUUUUUUGAGAUUUUGAGGUUUUGCUGAAGAUAUUCCUGAAGAAUCAUCCCAGGUGCCACACUAAAAAAAUGAUCCAGUUGACAGCUACCCCUGUGAGUGCACUUGUUGAUGAGCCAGUGCAUAUCCGAGCUACAGGCCUGACUCCCUUUCAGAUGGUGAGUUUUCAGGCAUCACUGGAAGAUGAAAACGGAGACAUGUUUUAUUCUCAAGCCCACUAUAGGGCCAAUGAAUUUGGUGAGGUGGACCUGAAGCAUGCUUCUUCACUUGGAGGGGAUUAUAUGGGAGUCCACCCCAUGGGUCUCUUCUGGUCUCUGAAACCUGAAAAGCUAUUAACAAGACUGGUGAAAAGAGAUGUGAAUAGGCCUUUCCAGGUCCAAGUAAAACUUUAUGACUUAGAGUUAAUAGUGAACAAUAAAGUUGCCAGUGCUCCAAAGGCCAUCCUGACUUUGGAGAGGUGGUAUGUGGCACCUGGUGUCACACGAAUUAAGGUUCGAGAAGGCCGCCUUCGAGGAGCUCUCUUUCUCCCUCCAGGAGAGGGUCUCUUCCCAGGGGUAAUUGAUUUGUUUGGUGGUUUGGGUGGGCUGCUUGAAUUUCGGGCCAGCCUCCUAGCCAGUCAUGGCUUCGCCUCCUUGGCCUUGGCUUACCAUAACUAUGAAGACCUGCCCGCCAAACCAGAAGUAACAGAUUUGGGAUAUUUUGAGGAGGCUGCCAACUUUCUCCUGAGACAUCCAAAGGUCUUUGGCUCAGGCGUUGGGGUAGUCUCUGUAUGUCAAGGAGUACAGAUUGGACUAUCUAUGGCUAUUUACCUAAAGCAAGUCACUGCCACGGUACUUAUUAAUGGGACCAACUUUCCUUUUGGCAUUCCACAGGUGUAUCGUGGUCAGAUCCAUCAGCCCCUUCCCCAUUCUGCACAAUUAAUAUCCACCAAUGCCUUGGGGUUACUAGAGCUCUAUCGCACUUUUGAGACAACUCAAGCUGGGGCCAGUCAAUAUUUGUUUCCUAUUGAGGAGGCCCAGGGGCAAUUCCUCUUCAUUGUAGGAGAAGGUGAUAAGACUAUCAACAGCAAAGCACAUGCUGAACAAGCCAUAGGACAGCUGAAGACACAUGGGAAGAACAACUGGACCUUGCUAUCUUACCCUGGGGCAGGCCACCUGAUAGAACCUCCCUAUUCUCCUCUGUGCUGUGCCUCAACGACCCACGAUUUGAGGUUACACUGGGGAGGAGAGGUGAUCCCACACGCAGCUGCACAGGAACAUUCUUGGAAGGAGAUCCAGAGAUUUCUCAGGAAGCACCUCAUUCCAGAUGUGACCAGUCAACUCUAAGAAGACUAGAUAUUCCUAGAAAAUAAAGAAGCAAAUUUCUUUACCAGGACCUUCUCUCAAUUUUCAUGGUGGAAUGUCUCCCCCAACUGCCACACACAUUUUGUAUUAAUUUUAAUGAUUAAAAAGAGCAUAGGGUAAAAACCUGAUAUUUCACUUAUACUGCAUAACAAGCUAUGCAUAACAUGGUGGAUAAAUCAUAAAACAAAUCAUUUUACUUAUUAUUUACAUGACUUUUCUUUCCAUCAGUUCUUCUAAAUAGGACUGAGGUAUAGCACACUGGCAAAAAUAAGAAAAGGCAAACAAGAAUAGCACCGAAGUAACAGAUAUCUAAAACCAAAAACUGUGUCAGAAAACACUAUAUAGUAAGAAUUUAUCAGAUUAGAGCAGCAGGAGAAAAUUAAUACUAAAUUAUAAUCAUUUUAGUGAUAUUUUUCAACUUCACCACGGUAACUUUGCAACAUCAUUUUUCAUUUGUGGGGUAGUAAAAUUCAUGUCAAAAAGGAAAGAAGGAACGGAGGAAGUCAGUUAGUUCAUUGCAAUGAAUUACCUCUUCAGUUCUUAAAAACAUGCCCAUUGGCACAUAAUUGAGACAUAAUAACUAAGACUAGAAGAGCCUUGGUUUAAGUUAUGAAGCAAAUUAAAAUGGAAAAUACAAGAAAAUAGAACCAAUUAGGUUGAAAAUGCCCCUUGCUGAAAAUCUGUAUUAAAAAUAAAAUUAAUAAAAGUAAAAAAUAAAAAUCGAAACACAACUCUACUAGUACAGGCUAGCCUGGGGAGUUUGAUAAACUGAGUGAUUGGGUCAACUGUCACUGUACUUCCACAAUGAAUUUCUUCAGUCAUGUUAGAGUAGCACAUGAAUGUGAGCUCUAUAAGGACAGGUACUGUAUUUCCGUAAGACCCAAAUAGUUACUGUACAUCCCA